Messenger RNA from Penicillium pulvis, 528 nucleotides. Its product is annotated as 60S ribosomal protein uL5. Gene Ontology annotation, biological process: translation. The transcript has 3 exons. The record is from RefSeq and is a predicted model, not a curated record. The coding region runs from base 1 to 528 and encodes 175 amino acids. NCBI's taxonomy places the organism in Eukaryota, Fungi, Ascomycota, Eurotiomycetes, Eurotiales, Aspergillaceae. Gene Ontology annotation, cellular component: ribosome; cytosolic large ribosomal subunit. Gene Ontology annotation, molecular function: RNA binding; structural constituent of ribosome.
AUGUCGGACGGAAAGGACAAGAGCGCAAACCCCAUGCGCGAGCUGCGCAUCCAGAAGCUCGUGCUGAACAUCUCUGUCGGCGAGUCUGGUGACAGACUUACCCGUGCCGCCAAGGUGCUGGAGCAGCUGAGUGGUCAGACCCCCGUCUACUCCAAGGCCCGCUACACCGUCCGUACCUUCGGUAUCCGUCGUAACGAGAAGAUCUCCGUUCACGUCACCGUCCGUGGCCCCAAGGCCGAGGAGAUUCUCGAGCGUGGCCUCAAGGUCAAGGAGUACGAGCUCCGCAAGCGCAACUUCUCCGAGACCGGUAACUUCGGAUUCGGUAUCUCCGAGCACAUCGAUCUUGGUAUCAAGUACGACCCCGGUAUCGGUAUCUACGGCAUGGACUUCUACUGCUGCAUGACCCGCCCCGGUGAGCGUGUUGCCAAGCGUCGCCGCUGCAAGGCCUCCAUCGGUGUCAACCACAAGAUCAACAGCACCGAGACCAUGAAGUGGUUCAAGAACCGCUUCGACGGUAUCAUCCGGUAA